UUUUGGCAAAUUUUGUAAAAUGUCAAACGGGCAAUUGUAUUUGGUGGGUGGUAUUGGUUAUAAUGACCACCUCAAUGAGCUGACAUCCUUGACGGAUAUUGAUGCGUUUAAUGGGGAACAACAUAAAUGGGAAUAUGUUGGUGACCUUAAUUUAGCCAGACAUGGUCAUGAUGUUGCCACACUUAAUGAUCAUUGUAUUGUUGUUAUUGGUGGAGUGUCAACAUUUGAGAAAUGUACUUUAAAUAAAGUGGAAACAUUUUGCACAAAAACACGCAAGUCUCUUAAGAAUCUACCGGAUUUACCAUGGCCAGUGUCCGGAUGUGCGGCAGUAACAAUAGAUUGAUGUCAAAAUAAAUGGAAAAAAUGAAAUAUGUUUUUCUUGUUUUUGUUUUUGCAGUUUUUGAAUUGUUUUGUAACAAAACUUUAUUUGUUCUUUGUUGUAUUGCCGUUAUAUAUACCAUUUGUUCAAUUGUUGUUGUGCGGAUAAAAAAUAUUUCCUAAAUUAAAUUUUUAUGUUUUAAAAACG
Molecule: messenger RNA, 526 nt
Organism: Lucilia cuprina (Australian sheep blowfly)
Lineage: Eukaryota; Metazoa; Arthropoda; Insecta; Diptera; Calliphoridae
Exons: 2
Coding region: 20-343 (107 amino acids)
Molecular function (GO): protein binding
Source: RefSeq, a predicted model, not a curated record